CCCCACCUCGAGGCUAUACCAGGAGCAACAGGCUCAUUCGGGGCAUGUUGACUGUCGUUCGGAGGGCCGUACCAGGGUCGACCAGGCCGCGGCGCGGUGCGGCAGUGGCAGCGGCGGGCGCGCAGCAGCAGCAAUCGCCCACUCUCUACCAAAGCUCUACUGCUUCAACAUCAUCACGCACCAGCAGCAGCAGCAGCUCGACCAGCAGCAACAAGACUAACGUUGUUGUGCCACAACGCACCGCUGCCUUCUCUGCUGUAGCGGCUUCCGGCUCCCCUAGCAUCAGGCCAUCCCCGUCGACUUCUCCGUCGCGCUCCCACGCGGCGCUCCCGUCGCCGAGGUGGGAGGGAUCUGGGGGGCAAAGCAGCAGCAGUGGAGCCUCUUCGAGCGAGGCCUUUGUCCGUCCCUCUGCCCCUGCAUCAUCCUCGCAGGCUAGGAGCAUAACCACCCGGAGCGGCGGAACCCAGCAGCAGUGCCGGGCAGGGGGAUCGAUGCCCGGUGUACGACCGGGACGCGGGGCAGACCUAGCUGUUGGCGCGCGACACUGCUCCGGCGGCGGCGGGGGAGGAAGCGGAGGGGGAGCGGCGGGAACAAGCCGACGAUGGCUGUGGACGGCGGCGGCCAUGACGGCGGUGACGGCCGUAACGGCCACCACCGCCAGCAACACCUCCGCGUCACCCUGCACACCCGACUCCAUGGCGGCAACAUCGGCGCCGGGUGUAGCAGGAGGGGGGAGGGGAGGCGGUAGAUGCGAGCUGAAAAACAGCAGGUGCAGCAGCAGCAGCAGCAGCAGCAGUGACGACAAGAGCAGCUGCAGCGGUGUCCGUGGUUCUUCUGAAGCCGGACAGAAGCAGAGGGAGGACGAGGCACCUCCGGCUGAUGCUUGGCGAUCACCGUCAGCCUCCGCAUCCACGCCUGCAACAGCACCUCGAGCAGGCGCGGCAUCACCACAGGCCACGGCAGCAGGCUGGAGAGAAGACCUAUCACGAUCAUCGGCGCCUCCGUCUUGGUUAGACGCCGGGGUUUUCCUGCGCGGGGUUUCGGCGCUAAACUUGCGGGGAGGGGUGAGGGCCAUGAGCCCGGCGGCAGCGCCCAGUGGCCGCGGGAGUGAGGAAGCCGGGGAAAGGGGCAAGAAGAAGGUGGACGGGGAAGGGCGCGGGAAGCGCGUCCCGUUGGCCGGGCGGCCGCUGUUUACGAGCGUUGCGUCGACCAAGGGGCACCGGCCGCGCAUGGAGGAUGAGUUUUUCUUGUCCUCCGACGGGAGCUUUUCGGCCGUUUACGACGGGCAUGGUGGCGCUAACGUGUCAGAGUACUUGAGGCGAAACCUCUACAAGCACGUGAUGGACCACCUGCCCCCGGGGGACGACGUGUACGGCCUCGAGACUGUCCAGGAGGCGUUGCGGUCGGCCUUCAAGUGUGCCGACGACUACGUGAUCACGCAGACCCCCUACGGCAACGAGGGGAGCUGCGCUGUGUCGGUUACGAUCCACUGCGACAAGGAAGGCAAGGUCUCCAUCAUCUCCUGCAACCUGGGAGACUCACGGGCGGUGCUGAGCAGAGGAGGAAAAGCUCUGGAUCUCACAGAGGACCACAAGCCCAACGCGCCUAGAGAGAUGGAGCGAAUUUACAGGCAUCGUGGGAUGGUAACUUGGGAGGGGUUCGAAUGCUCUCGAGGCCUACAGAUAGAGGGGACAGGCGUUUACCGCAUCAACGGGAGCCUUGCCGUCGCAAGGGCGAUCGGGGACAUCGACUACCGCCCCUGGCUGUCCGCCGAGGUGGAGAUCAAGACAAUCGACUUGAAGCGCGAGACGGACCAGUUCGUCAUCCUGGCGAGCGACGGGUUGUGGGACGUCAUGUCCUCCGAGGAGGCCGUUCAGUACGUCCACGCCGUCAUGGGGGGCGCCAUGGGGUCGGGGAAGGAGGGGGACAAGUGGAGCGGCGGCGGCGGCGACAAGGCCGGGGGUUCGGGCGCGGAAGCGGACAAGCCCCCUCACAUGACUCUUGUAAACUGGACGCAAAGCUACGCCGAGGACCGAGGAAUGAUCAGGGCGGCUACGAUGCUCCGAAAGAAGAAGAUGGCGGGCUACCUGACAGAGGAGGCGCUGAGAAGGGGGUCCACAGACAAUACCACGGUUGCUAUCGUGUGGCUGCAGUAGUGUGGCCGCAAGCGCCCGCGCGUGCGGCCUUCAGCGACUGACCGAACGUGCGAGAAUGCCAUGGUUGUUGCUGUUGUUGUUUACCGCCGGUCUCUCCGGCUAGUGGCUGCUACAGCAGUGGUACGCCUGGAAGGAUAAUUGCUGUUUUUUCCGGGAAUCGUGUGAAGAGCCAGAAAAUCGUGGGCUCUAGCGAGAGGGCUGAAGAACUAGCCGCAUUGUUUCGGAGAGGUUUCGGAGACAUAAGAAACAGCAACAGUAUCACAUUGGCAACGGGUUGGACCAUGCCGCUCCACCGUUUAGGUAAGAGGCUGUGCGGCGGGGAAACAUAGAAGUGCACUUCGUGUUGAACAGGUUUGAAAUAGAAGACGUAACAUUGUUGUUCCCAAGAUCACGUACUGGACUGGGGAGUAAAGGACUAUUUGCCACGUGCAAGAAGUCUCGAAAACGGCAGCGCUAAGCGUUUAUGCACUGCCGUUUCGUAAAGUUUGGCUUGGCGCGCUGUGAGACGCGGAUUGUUACGCGUCAUGUUGUGCUUUCAUGUGCCGGGUCGCCGGUGGUGGGUUCCCUCUUUUCUUCGCUUAGUGCGGGCGGUCUUCCCUACCACCUCCGCCCCGCUUGAUUUGCGGCGGGACUUAUACAUAGAGGUCGUCUUAAACAGGUGCAUAGCAUAACUAGGUUCAUGGGGGUGUACAUAGAUGGACGGCUACCCAGCGAGGGGGGUACUGGCUGCGUGCGAGAGGACAGAAAUGGCGCCGAUGCGCGCAUGUAUGUAUAUCCGUCUCGUAUGCUUUCUGUGUCGAGGAGGCGGGGAUGUUGGCGUGUAGAGCUUGCGGAGGAAGGCUCCAGCCCUCUAUGCAAUUAGUCGGAAAGAACUGUUCCCCCGUGGAGGUCUAGAGACGCAUGUCCCGACGAAUGUCGCUCUCGAUAUUUUGCGUGCAUUCUUAUGCUCCAAGUGUUGAGAUAGAGUCGUGUACACCGGCAUUCCGUGCUGUAUUUGGUGCCAGAAUAACACGAGUGAUGAUGGGUCUGAUGGUACCAAGCUGCCUGGGACUGCGGCAUAGGGGAUAGGCUAGUGCAGUGUUUGCUCAACACCGCAGUGGCAGCAGCAAAAGCUUGUCACGGUUCAUGAAGUCUCAUUUCAAGGGAUAGGUUAAAGGCAGUGCAAAUCGCGAUACAAAUCGUCUUUUCGUCCAUGAUGCAGUUAUGCGUCCUUGGUAUGUACACCGGAGCUGACGCUGCAAUCGAUUGCUGAAACACAACCAAAACUCGCUGUUUCGGAAUGUUGAAUCCAGGCUUUCUCAAGUUCAGAAACUGUAGGUGCCGGGCAGGGUACGCGACUAAACCAACAGCAGGUCGUUGUUUCUUGUCCAACACCCACCUAACUAUGCGUCUAAAUGCCUGUUGCUAU
Ectocarpus sp. CCAP 1310/34 is the source of this 3564-nucleotide messenger RNA. NCBI's taxonomy places the organism in Eukaryota, Phaeophyceae, Ectocarpales, Ectocarpaceae. The record is from the annotation of a GenBank genome assembly.